AUUAAGUGGAAAAAGAGGGACCUUAAGUUAGCUAUCAUCUAUUUAGGUAGUAUACUAUUAUUAUUAUACGCAUUAAGUGGUAAGACAUUUUAAUCGCAAUUUGGAGUUGUAUCAGUUAUCACUGUUGGAGGCCCUAACGAACAAUUUUUACAACAUCGGUACAUCACGAUGAAUUUGUUGUUUUUGUUGCUGGUCGUUUGCAUAGCUAUGGUAGCAUACGGGAGAGAUUCAAGACAAACUUCGACCAAGAGUCAGCUGCAAAUAUCACCCAAAAAUAUUAAAAUGGAUUCUGAAGGUAAAAACCGUAUCAAUGAUAAUUAUAUAUUAUACUCACGAAAAAACAGUGCUGCAAAAACCGCUUACGACGCUGUGAAUAAAAGAUGGACACGGGACAUUUCUACGCAGAAAGUCAAGGAAACUUUGCAGAAAUCCAAUAAGAUGAAGGAGGUCUGCUUAAACACUCUAGCGAAAAUCUUCCAAGUAGCUUUGAUAAGACCCAAGUUGAGGCCGUGUCCAGCAGGAAUGGUUCGAGGCAGUAGAGGUGAAUGCGUUUUUAAGUUUUUUAACGCUUGAAAACAUAGUAUGAGAAUACCAUGGUAUAUUAAUAAAUUCUAAAUAGGUAAUUGUAAUCAAUUUACAUCUAUAAAAAUCAAUUUUUUUUUUGUAAACUAUUAGUUUAAAACGUUAAUAUGUCUAACAAUACACACGAUUUUAAUAAAACCGUUUCCUGAAUUUUUUUUUAUUAUUUAUUUAAAUCGACUGAAUAAGUGAUAAUAUCGUUGAAAUGACAAAUUCACUGACAAUAUAUUUUGUUACCUACCAAAUCAAUGGUUGAUGUUUGCUUUAAAAUAUAAUAAACAAGAACCGUACAUAUUUUUA
Molecule: messenger RNA, 879 nt
Organism: Acyrthosiphon pisum (pea aphid)
Lineage: Eukaryota; Metazoa; Arthropoda; Insecta; Hemiptera; Aphididae
Exons: 2
Coding region: 169-573 (134 amino acids)
Source: RefSeq, a predicted model, not a curated record